AUGAAGGGUGAUCGUGCCUUGACUUCGUUGCGGUCGGCCUCGACCAUGGCUGCGGUCGGGUCACCGCAGAUGACGACUCGUCGACCCUUGGCGCCAUUGCCGACCAGCAUGCUACUCAGGUCACUCAUGAUAGCUGGAAUAUCAUCAAAAAAAUACUUGCUUCUGCCAUCCCUCAAAAUCUUAUCAUUUCUUUCCAGCCCAAACAGGGGGUUUCUUCUCAAUGCCGAUAAGAACCCUCUGAUCCAUGCCAUUUUAAAAAAGACCUUUUACGAGCAAUUCUGUGCCGGCGUUGACGCACUGGAGACCAAGCGGUGCGUCCGAGGGUUGAAGGAUCUCGGUUUCAAGGGCAUCAUUCUCACAUAUGCACGAGAGACGGUUUUUGACCACAGCACCAAUUCAGUAGACGUGCAAGGAGUCGAAUCAAAGAAACUUGCCGGUGAAGCUGAACCCGACUUCUGUUCGCACAUCGAAGAUUGGCGAGUUGGCACAGCUGAGACUGUCGAUCUCAUUGACGAUGGUGAUUUUCUUGCAGUCAAAUUGACCGGGGCUGGUCCGUUAGUCACAAAAGCAUUUCAUGAAGGUCGUGCGCCGCCAAAGCAAUUUAUGGAUGCCAUUCGCGAGAUCUGCGCCUCGUGCAAGUCUCGUUCUAUUCGAGUCAUUAUCGACGCAGAAUCGCAGCACUUCCAAAAGGGUAUCAGCGCAGCGGCCCUGGAUUUGAUGCGCGAGUUCAACCGAGAAGGCACCGCCGUCGUCUACAACACAUACCAAGCCUAUCUGAAGCAGACAUCCGCCAACAUUGCCAAGCAUCUCGAAGCAGCCAGCCAGGACCGCUUCACCCUGGGCCUGAAGCUGGUCCGGGGAGCAUACAUUCUCUCAGACAACCGCUCAUUGAUUCACGACACCAAGCAAGACACCGACGAUGCAUACAAUAACAUCGCCACAGGCGCGCUGAAGAAGCAGCUGGGUGAGUUCGGGGCAGAAGGUGGCAAGGCUUUUCCGUCAGUCAAUCUGUUUCUGGCUAGUCACAACAAGGAGAGUGUGCUCAAUGCCCACCGGCUGCACCAAGAGCGAAUGAAGAAUGGGCUUCCCACCAUCCCCGUCGGCUUUGGACAGCUGCACGGCAUGUCGGACGCAGUGAGCUUCACGCUCUUGGCGGAGAAGGACGAGAACCAGACGUCGCCCGACGUCUUCAAGUGCUCGACGUGGGGCAGCAUGGGCGAGUGCUUGGCGUAUCUGCUGCGGCGCGCCGUGGAGAACCGCGAUGCUGUCAUGCGCACGUCGGACGAGUAUACGGCUUUGAAAUCCGAGGUCUGGAGGCGGCUCCGGUCGGCGUUUCGAGUCUCUAGCUAG
Molecule: messenger RNA, 1350 nt
Organism: Pestalotiopsis fici W106-1
Lineage: Eukaryota; Fungi; Ascomycota; Sordariomycetes; Amphisphaeriales; Sporocadaceae
Exons: 2
Coding region: 1-1350 (449 amino acids)
Cellular component (GO): mitochondrion
Molecular function (GO): FAD binding; proline dehydrogenase activity
Source: RefSeq, a predicted model, not a curated record